AUGGCUACUGCUUUUGCCUGGCGGUUCUGCUUGGGACCGCUCCGGGAGGUGAGGGGCGAGGGGGAAAUGGGCGACCUGCAGCACCUGCACUCCGCCUGGGACGUGGACCGCCACAUCGUUCUCGAGGGGGACAGGCUGGUGCUGGUGCGCUUCAGCCACUACGAGGCACCGCCGCCGGCUGCUGCGGCGGCGGCGGACGGCGAGGGCCCCGGCGGCGGAGGGCUGACGCCGCACUUCAUCGCCACGCGGCAGAUGGACGAGGUGCUCGCGGCCCUCGCCCCCAAGGUGCGCAAGUACUGCGUCAUCUACGCCGUCUCGACGACGGAGGUGCCAGAGUUCAACACGAUGUACGAGCUGGGCCACGACCGGGAGCCGUUUGCGCUGAUGUUCUUCUUCCGCAACACCCACAUCCGCGUGGACGUGGGCACGGGCAACAACAACAAGAUCAACUUCUUCAUCGAGGCGGAGGACCUGCUGCCCAUCAUUGACGCCGCCUACAGAGCCGGGAAGAGCGGGAAAGCCGCCACAAGCUCGGAGAAGAAGUUCACCACGGCCGCGGUGCGACGGUGA
Trypanosoma conorhini is the source of this 570-nucleotide messenger RNA. Its product is annotated as spliceosomal U5 snRNP-specific protein. Gene Ontology annotation, cellular component: spliceosomal complex; U5 snRNP; U4/U6 x U5 tri-snRNP complex. Gene Ontology annotation, biological process: mRNA splicing, via spliceosome. Lineage: Eukaryota; Euglenozoa; Kinetoplastea; Trypanosomatida; Trypanosomatidae. The transcript has a single exon. The record is from RefSeq and is a predicted model, not a curated record. Bases 1 to 570 code for a protein of 189 amino acids.